GGUGUCAGCGAUGCAACUUCACCAUAUUUAGCUCCGCAGAGUUGAUCUGUCAUCCAGACCGAAAAUUCGAACUCUUGUCGGCGCAUUCUCCCUGGAGUUGACAGCUUUAUUUUUCUACUAAAACAACGUCUACAGACUAAGGUGUCGUUUUGGAUAUGCUGCUACAUAAACCGAAUCGUGUCACGGGUUGUUUUUAACGCCACUAAACUACCUACCGUCUGUCAGAAGAACUAUAUCCACCAGCGGAGCCAGUAGAAGCUAAUUACCGACGGCGCUAACCCGACUGUCGCUUGCCUUUACCGUCGACACGAAUUUAUGUCGUUCAUUUUACGCACCGGUUUUUGCUAGUUAUUCAUCUGAACCAACUGAAGCCGCUGUGAUGAUAUCCUGACAGCACCUCAGUUCUACUCCAGACACUUUCUAAUCCUGGGCUAGCGAGCUAACGGGGCUAACUAGCUGCCAGUAGCCGCAGCCGUGGCACUUGCUCCCCCACUGGAUACGUGCGUAAAAGUGGGGACGCGGAACAGCCCCAACCGGUGAAGCUACACCGUUACCACCGCUACCGACGAGGGGGGAACAGAGAGAGAGCAGGGGGCAAGAGGGCGUUAAGCCGAAGGUUGAACGGAGGCAGAGUGCAAGAUAUUUGACAAGUGUGAGCCGGGAGUGAACCGGGCACAGACCUCAUGAAUGGAAAUCGGAACUACAGGAGCCGUGGGGGCCCAGUCCCUGUUCUCCAUGCCUCGGCGGCCUGGCUAUGGCACCAUGGGGAAGCCCAUCAAGCUGCUGGCCAACUGCUUCCAGGUGGAGAUCCCCAAGAUGGAUGUCUACCUGUACGAGGUGGACAUCAAGCCUGACAAGUGCCCCCGCAGGGUCAACAGGGAGGUGGUGGACUCCAUGGUGCAGCACUUCAAAGUGACCAUCUUUGGGGACAGAAGGCCAGUAUACGAUGGGAAGAGAAGCUUGUACACGGCCAAUCCACUCCCUGUGGCACCAGCUGGGGUGGACUUGGAUGUUACGUUACCAGGAGAAGGAGGCAAGGAUCGGCCGUUCAAAGUUUCCAUCAAGUUUGUGUCUUUGGUGAGCUGGCACAUGCUCCAUGAGGUGCUGACCGGACGCAGCAUGCCUGAGCCUCUGGAACUGGACAAGCCCAUCAGCACAAACCCCGUACAUGCUGUGGAUGUGGUUCUACGACACCUCCCUUCUAUGAAGUACACUCCAGUAGGCCGCUCCUUCUUCUCUGCUCCUGAGGGCUACGACCAUCCUCUGGGAGGGGGGAGGGAGGUGUGGUUCGGCUUCCACCAGUCUGUGAGACCCGCCAUGUGGAAGAUGAUGCUCAAUAUCGAUGUAUCUGCGACGGCUUUCUACAAGGCCCAGCCCGUCAUCCAGUUUAUGUGUGAAGUCCUUGACAUCCACAACAUAGACGAGCAGCCACGCCCCCUCACAGACUCCCACAGGGUCAAAUUCACCAAAGAAAUCAAAGGUUUGAAAGUGGAGGUGACGCACUGUGGAACCAUGCGGAGGAAGUACCGUGUCUGCAACGUGACCCGCCGGCCCGCCAGCCACCAAACGUUCCCUCUGCAGCUUGAGAAUGGCCAGACAGUAGAACGCACAGUAGCCCAAUACUUCAGAGAGAAGUACAGCCUGCAGCUUAAAUACCCUCAUCUACCCUGUCUCCAAGUGGGCCAGGAGCAGAAGCACACCUACCUGCCUUUAGAGGUGUGUAACAUUGUAGCGGGCCAGAGGUGUAUCAAGAAACUGACAGAUAAUCAAACUUCCACUAUGAUCAAAGCCACUGCCCGCUCUGCUCCAGACAGACAGGAGGAGAUCAGCCGCCUGGUGCGCAGUGCCAACUACGAGUCGGACCCAUUUGUGCAGGAGUUCCAGUUCAGAGUGCGCGACGAGAUGGCCCACGUGACGGGGCGAGUGCUACCCGCCCCCAUGCUGCAGUACGGCGGCAGGGUGAGCACUGAGCACUUUAUGAACCGCACAGUGGCCACGCCCAGCCAUGGAGUGUGGGACAUGAGGGGCAAGCAGUUUCACACCGGAGUGGAGAUCAAGAUGUGGGCCAUAGCCUGCUUUGCCACACAGAGGCAGUGCCGAGAAGAGAUCCUCAAGGGUUUCACAGAUCAGCUGCGUAAGAUCUCCAAGGAUGCUGGGAUGCCAAUCCAGGGCCAGCCUUGUUUCUGUAAAUACGCACAGGGAGCAGACAGUGUGGAGCCCAUGUUCAGACACCUCAAAAACACAUACUCUGGACUGCAACUCAUCAUCGUCAUCCUCCCAGGAAAAACUCCUGUCUAUGCGGAGGUGAAGCGUGUGGGCGACACUCUGCUGGGCAUGGCCACACAGUGUGUUCAGGUGAAGAAUGUGGUGAAGACGUCUCCUCAGACCCUCUCCAACCUCUGCCUCAAGAUCAACGUCAAGCUGGGAGGCAUCAACAACAUCCUCGUCCCUCAUCAGCGGCCAUCAGUGUUUCAGCAGCCAGUCAUCUUCCUGGGAGCAGAUGUCACACACCCCCCUGCUGGAGAUGGGAAGAAGCCUUCAAUUGCAGCUGUAGUGGGCAGUAUGGAUGCCCACCCCAGCAGGUACUGUGCCACUGUGCGUGUGCAGAGGCCACGGCAGGAGGUCAUCCAGGACCUGGCCUCUAUGGUGCGAGAGUUACUCAUCCAGUUCUACAAGUCCACGCGAUACAAGCCUACCAGGAUCAUCUUCUAUAGGGACGGAGUGUCAGAGGGACAGUUCAGACAGGUGCUGUACUACGAGUUGCUGGCCAUCCGUGAAGCCUGCAUCAGCCUGGAGAAGGAAUACCAGCCGGGCAUCACCUACAUUGUUGUGCAAAAACGCCACCACACGCGCCUCUUCUGUGCCGACCGAAACGAAAGAGUUGGACGCAGUGGAAACAUUCCUGCUGGUACUACAGUGGACACGGACAUCACACAUCCUUAUGAGUUUGACUUUUACCUCUGCAGUCACGCUGGGAUACAGGGCACCAGCCGACCCUCCCAUUACCACGUCCUGUGGGACGACAAUUGCUUCACGGCUGAUGAGUUCCAGCUGCUGACCUACCAGUUGUGCCACACGUACGUGCGCUGUACCCGCUCUGUAUCCAUCCCUGCACCCGCAUACUACGCCCACCUGGUGGCCUUCCGCGCCCGCUACCAUCUGGUGGACAAGGAACAUGACAGCGCUGAAGGCAGCCAUGUGUCUGGUCAGAGCAACGGCCGGGACCCUCAGGCGUUGGCCAAAGCCGUGCAGAUCCACCAUGACACCCUGAGGACCAUGUACUUCGCCUGAGAUGUCCUCACCUCCUCCUCAUCACCACCACAUCCAAACACUCACUCGCUCUCAUACUAGCGCGCCUGUCUGGUCCUGUGAAGCAGCUCUCAUCCCUUUACGCCUACGUCAAUCCGGACCGGACACUGUGCAGAGGAGAGCAGGGAGGAGGGGCCCCCACACUGGACUGGAGAAUGCAAAACGUGGCUUUAAAAACGACAUACGAGACAAACUCAGCACUAUUAUGCAAUUUUGAACCAGCCAACCAGAUUCCCACCAUUUUUGCACCCCUCCGAUCUGUUUCGCCCAUCCGUUUGUCGCUUUGUGGUGCUUGUUUUUGUUCGCGUGACAUCCUUUCUUUCCAAACUGUAUUUAUCGCAAUCUCUCUGUAGUGAAUCUGCUCCAUUGCCAUCAAUAGUAUGAGCAGCAUUUUUAUACUUUUGUUUUAGCGUGUGUUGUUUUGUUUUUUUUGUUUGUUUUUUUCAAAACAAAGCAGAGAAUGCAAAAGAGUCUAGAGCCAGAAAUAUUUAACUGUCACAUCAUUGUUUAUUUUCUAUUUGAUAUUCUUCUUUGUAUUUCUUUUGAGCGCACUGCCACCUGUUGGUUAUGAGGUAAAAAUGCCCCAAGCUGUCUGGUAAGGUCUCAGACAAGAUUCUUUUAGCUGUUUUUUUUCCCCCUUUUUAAAUGGGGCACAGUGGCUGAUAUAUGAAUUCUCGCCUCUUCUUUUUCACACUGUUGUUGUAAUUCAAUAUCUUUGGUAUUAUGUGAAGCAUUUUAAUUCAAUAUUUAAUCUUUUCAAGCCUAGAUCCUUUUAGUAUUCGUUUCCUGCUAUGCUUUCUUUUACUCAAUUAUAUGGUGAGUCAGUGCAACACAAUAGUUUUUCUCUAGUGCAAUAAUCAGAAUGAAGGGAAGAGUAAUUCUUGGGGACUUAAACGGUUACAGAAACAUUUCAUUUUAAAGCAGAUUUUGUAAAGUAUAUGGCCUUGAUUAUAAAUGCUGACGGUGAAUUAUUUUUUAUUGUACUUGAAGGACUUUCUAUUUCGACAAUAUUACUUUGUUAACGGGCAUAUUGCGGAAAUGUUAUUUGAAGAUUUUACCUAUGAUACUGGUGUAAGGUUUAUAAAGAUUAGUAUUCAAGUGCCUGGUGGAUUUUAAGCAUUUAACGGUCAGUCCGAUUCUAGUAAUAAUAAAUGGGUAUCUAGUGUGCUAUAUACAACUGACAGUACUAAAAAUUUCUGUAGAAUCAUUUAUUUAUCUAUUAUAUUUAUUAAUUUAACCAAUGUUAGUGCUACGUAAAAGCAGCAUUUAAAUCUAGCUUCUCAACGUGUGUACUCCGCUGCUAUCAUGGGCUUUGAGGCAGUCCAAUUCUAGGCGUGUAUUUUUCAACUACUAAGCGAAAGUGCAUCUAGAUUGAGAACAAAGUACGUGAUUGAGCUGCAGAAACCGUAAACUCAAAAGUGGAGAACUGUGCUGCCGAAGAUCAUCUCUAGUUGUGAUGUUUUUAACACGUGAAACUGCACUAAAAGAAGCGUGUUUCAGGAGGGAACACAGGUGUGGUGCUAUACUUCAGUCUGAAUCUGAAUCGCUCUGAGCAGGACAAUGUUCUUUAGAGGCUUGGUGGGUGCUACUCCUCAGUCACUAAGCAUCACUGGAGGAUAGGGUAGGUGUACUUUGUGGCCAGUAGUUUUGGAUAAGCUGAAAAAACUAAUUUGAAAAUGAGCUGAAUUUGUCUUAAAAUUGUAGAUCUAUGUUUAAAUCCUGCACAACUGGCAGGAAAUCCCAUUAACAUAAUUCAAAAGUCUAAUAAUGCUGCUUCCAGUAGGAUGUUAAGAAUGAAUCCUUAGAGCACUGUACUUUUCAUAUGCGCAAAUGUGUAUAAUUGCAAAUGCAUUCAUUUAAAUUUGAUAGAAAACGGGUUCAAGAUCUUCUGAAAUUAUAACAAGAUGAAUGGAAAUCGCAGUUUUUAUCUUAUGUUGGAAAAAAAACUGCUAACCUGCUCAGAUUUGCUUCUCAGAAAAUUUCCUAUUUGAUAUUUUUCCAUAAUUGUAGUAAAUACAUUUACAUUUUUCCUCAUGGCACAAACCCAUUGGCCAAAAAGUACAUGUACCGUCCCAUUGCUGGAUUUGUUAUUUUGCAGUUAUGCUACAACAGAGCCACAUGGGGGCGUUCUCACCUCUGUAGCCCCUUCUGCGCCGUCAUUAGCUAGCCCUCCAGCAUAGAAACCAGUGGCUCCCCCUAGUGUCCUGAUGCCUUUUUGAAAAGCCAGAUAGGUGGAAAGUAUAUUUGUACAUUUUAAAUUAUGUGAUGCACACCACUUAUUUUUGCUAAUAGAAAAAAAUACCUUAAUGUUAGUUAUCAGUGUAUAUCAUAAGUAUAAAAAAAAAGAUCAAGUUUUAUUACUGCAAUAGACUGUUCCUGUGUCGCUGUAUAGCAUUUGGUGGGUUGUUGAAAGUAGCCGUGCGUGUUUGGACUUCCGUACUGUUACUGAUAUAGGGAUGUGGACUUAUGUUUUUGAAAUGUAUCUUUUUUUCGUGCAGCCCAUUAUUUGUUAUAACAGAGAGAAGUGUGGUUUCAACUUUUGUACAAGGCCUUUAAAAAACUGACUGUGUUGACAAUAAUAGUUCCAAGUGGACAGCACGAGUGAGAAUCUACACUUUGAAUGUCAUUUUUUUUUUCCUUAAAUUGGUGCUGAAGCUCGCUCCUUAUUGGUCCAAGUGCUUUUGAAAAUAGACUGACGUGAUCAAUGCAAACUGCGUCGAAGCUAGUAGUUGUUGCUUUUCUUUUUAGAGAAUUUAGGCCAGAUCUCUGCCUUGUUGCCACUUCAUAGAAAGAGUAGAAAUGUUCCUCUGUGCUUUGACGAAGUCUGUAUAUCGUAUUGUUGCUCUUCGUAUCUGUACUGUUUUGUUUUACAAGGCCCUCAUGCCAAAAGUGGGCUACAUUCCACAGCUAUAGAAUCCCAUCCAUUUUUUUAAAGAGAGAGAUAAGUUAGUGGUCAGUAAGUGUGGUCAGUCAGAUGUUAUGAGGUGGUGUUAUGUUGCAAUGCUUGUUCUCUCUCUGCUGUGCCUAAAGGGUGUUGGGGUGAAGGCUCUUGAACACAUGUUUACAUAGCAGAUGUGUUGGCCUCGUGGGGUAUUCAGUGUCAGCGAACAGCUUUUGUGAGUAUUUUCCAAGUGUAGUUAGGAGUCCGAUGGAAGUGGCAUUGUCAAAGAAAGGAGAUAUUGCUCAGUUAGCUGUGGGGGGAAGCAGCAGGGUCAAAAGUCCACAGGAAGUGCCUUUCUCUCGAUGGUGCUGUCAAUUGAACGAUAAAAUGUCAAAUCAAACAAUUCUCCUUUUCAGUAACAUUUUGCAGCGUAGAUUGAACUGUAUAAUGCACUCACUGUACAUUAGUUUUCUUGGCACAGGUGUAACAGAGUUGAACGCUAAUUUGUGUUUCGUAUAAUGGAGCUGAAUGUUAAUUUUUUGCUUCAUGUAACGGAGUUGAAUCCUAACUCCCGUUUCAUGUAACGGAGUUGAAUCCUAACUCCCGUUUCAUGUAACGGAGUUGAAUCCUAACUCCCGUUUCAUGUAACGGAGUUGAAUCCUAACUCCCGUUUCAUGUAACGGAGUUGAAUCCUAACUCCCGUUUCAUGUAACGGAGUUGAAUCCUAACUCCCGUUUCAUGUAACGGAGUUGAAUCCUAACUCCCGUUUCAUGUAACAGAGUUGAAUCCUAACUCCCGUUUCAUGUAACAGAGUUGAAUCCUAACUCCCGUUUCAUGUAACAGAGUUGAAUCCUAACUCCUGUGUUCAGUGUACCGGAGUUGAAAGUCAACUUAUGUUUCAUGUAGCGGAGUUGAAAUGUUAGCUUGUUUCAUGUAGUUGUAACUUGUGUGAAGUUGGAUAAAACAGCGGAGUUGUCAUGGUGGAGGUUCUGCUAUUGCUUUUAGUUCCUUGGACCGAACGGUAGCGCUGGUACAGGAGUACGCUUUAUGGGGGGUGCUGGGGACGAAGCUGACACUAGUGUGUUCUGCCACAGCCCUGCUCACAAAUGACAAAACUUAGCACAGCACUUUAGAGACUGCCACUUUUACACACACAAAGCCAAGUCCCUCCAGAACUCACCUCACCAGACCAAGUCCCCCCAAACUACAGUCACUCAGCGGAAGUGUGACCCGCCCCCGUGCUCUUUGGGCUUUCCUCGGUUCUAAAUGUCAUGUAUUACAGCUAGUGCAGUGGAACUCAAGAUGUCCACAUUUUUUAUCUUUUUAAAAUGUUGAACUAAAAACUUCCUGUAUUAUUCAGUUGAAGGUGAGCCAAGCCAUUGGCUUCAUGAGUUAUUAAAAUGAGUACUAUUGCCAUUACAAUUAACAAUCCAAAAAUUCUAAGUUGUUGAAUUGUAAAAAAAAAAAAAAAAAAAGUGGACCCAAAACAAGAAAAUCCAUAAAAACAAUAUUGUGCGAAUGGGUUUCAGGUUGCAUUGCUCUGAAAUGUUGCAAAAUUGCUAAUCCUUUUGUCAGUUAUAGACCCACUAGCUUUAAACCAUGGCAUUUUAUUGUAUGAACCGGUUGCUAUUUGAGUCCAGGGUGUCUGUAUAAUCAAGGUAGAUCCAUGGGUAACUCUUCAGUUCGGGCAAAGGGGGGUCUUAUUUUUACAAGAGAUCUCAAAACACUGCACCUCACUUACCUUGGUAUGCUGCAUAUGUUAAACUACAUGACAAAAAUCCUUCAAAUUGCUUUUACAUAUAAUGCUUGAGUAAUGCCUGAUUGCGAUAUUCUUAUACUAUUUUAGAAAUAACUGUAAGAUAUUCUGUUUUGUCUUAACAUUUAUCCGAUUUUGAGAAAUUGUUCUUGAGCCGACUUUUUUUGUUGUCCUAUUUAAAUGUGUUGUUCUAUAAGUAUAUAUGAAAACUAUAUAUAUUCGGAAUAUUUUAUGGUGUAUUUAUUGAGUAUACGCGGCUGGAGUCUCCGCAUCACAUACUAGCUUGCAUAUAGCGUGGAAGGGGCGGAGCCAACAGGAAGCGGCCUUAGCCCCUCCCCCUCCAUGUUGACGCCUUACAGAUACACAAGCACAAAAACAUGGAGGGGGGCGGAGUCGAGGGGUUGACAAACAGAGCCAAAAGUUCACUGCUCAUUUCUCCUUUAAAUGUUUCAAACGUUUACCGAGAACGCCUUUCCCACCAAACACAGCACUAUUUGUAUGUUCACAUGCAACUAGAACAAAUGAAACCCAUCUGAAACAUUACCUAAUCACUAUGGAAACCAGAUGAUGCCAAAACACUGCAAAAAAUUAAAUAUGGGUUAAUGAGUUAUUUUUGGAGGACUCUGUUAUAAUCUGAAAUAAAAUGACUAAUUUGAGUUUGAACUAGUUGGACUAGUUGGAGUUACUUUAUUUAACCUAGAUUAUUUGAGCUCUGUUUUUGAUUUGUACUUUGCCUUAUAUUUUAGGCAAAUAAAUUUUUUGUUGGAAUUAAAAAUAUAAAAAACAAAUUAUUCUGAAACCAGGUUGUGAAACAAAUCAAAUAAUGUCAACUUAAUGUCAUCUCUUGCUAAAUAUUCAUUUUUUGCAGUGAGUGAAUGCUAGCUAACAUUUUUGAUAAGCUAACAUAAUUUCUCUUUGUUUAUUUCCUCCAACUUUUUAAAAUUUCCCAUCUGGAUUCUAAAAAAUUAAAACAAAAUUACAAAUAAAUUGAUAAUUCUAACUGCAUGUAAACAUACCGUCUCCCUAGCUAACGGCUAAUCAUGCUAAUAGCCAAAUUAGCCAUGUCAAUUCCUGAACUCUGUAAGGGAGCAUUUAAAAGUGGAAGGCUAUUUUCUGUGUCACAAAUGUUUAUGAAUUGCUUAUUAAACGUAACUAUGAUUUCUAUAAUUUCAUUUACAAAAACAGGAACUGGUCUCAUUCCACUAUAUAGAAGAUAAAACAUGCCUCAACCUUAAGUGCUUUUCAGAUUACUAUGUGACUCUGCAAAUGCCUAACUACAAAACCUACGUACUUGACCUGUCCACAUUGUCCACUGGGUUUCACUUAAACAAACCACUAAUAUCGCUGCUGAUCUACUCAAAACUGUAUACGUUCAAAAUUUUAAUAACAAUUUCUGUAAACUAAUAAUAAUUUGACUUGGUACGUAUUGUGUUGUGUGUUUCAUGUAUUCUAGCCAUAUUUCUGGUUCAUUUUUCCCAUUUUGUUUCCUAAUUGGGCUUAUACACUUUAAUUCUACUUUAUAUUUUGUUUGUUUUUUUACCCAAAAGCGGGAGAACUGUGCCUGUGUCAUGAAUCAAUGUGAGUACAAAUGCUGUAUUUUUGGCUUUAAUUAUCGUUGAUCUGACAAAACAAAAUAACUUUUCAAUCCAAAUAAUUUGAAAUUUGUAUUCUGACAGUAACGUGUUUAAUUUUAGCAUUCCGUCUUCAAAUAUUGCAAAUAAGAGAUUAGUCCCGUGCCGCCAUGUUUGGUCUACAGUGGUUUUCAAGGCAAGUGUCUGAUAGUGGCCAAGGACCUAAUAGAGUUUUUUGACAGUUUUUCAACAAUGUAGCAUGACUUGUGAUUUCAGUCUUAUUUGACCGGAUGCACCUGAACGCAUCACCAUUACGUUACAAAGGCUCUGUAACACUGGCGGUUUGAUUCCUUUCACUUUUCACUACACGUUUCUUUUUGUAUCUGACUGUUGUUGGCCUUUUAGUGUUGCUUUGCUUCAGUUUGAAGUGUAUCUUUGACUAAUACUUGCAAUAAAAUGCCUUGCUUUACCUCA
Molecule: messenger RNA, 9991 nt
Organism: Periophthalmus magnuspinnatus
Lineage: Eukaryota; Metazoa; Chordata; Actinopteri; Gobiiformes; Gobiidae
Gene: ago3a
Product: protein argonaute-3
Exons: 19
Coding region: 688-3291 (867 amino acids)
Biological process (GO): regulation of stem cell proliferation; regulatory ncRNA-mediated gene silencing
Molecular function (GO): RNA binding; protein binding
Source: RefSeq, a predicted model, not a curated record